Molecule: messenger RNA, 792 nt
Organism: Neoarthrinium moseri
Lineage: Eukaryota; Fungi; Ascomycota; Sordariomycetes; Amphisphaeriales; Apiosporaceae
Exons: 3
Coding region: 1-792 (263 amino acids)
Source: RefSeq, a predicted model, not a curated record
AUGGCGCCUUCAACUCGGACCUGGCUGAUCACCGGUUGCUCGAGUGGCUUUGGUGAAUUGUUCGUCAAGCAACUUCGUGCUUCGGGAGAUAAUGUUAUUGCUACCGGACGCAAUGCAGAAACGCGCCUUGGUCAUCUCAAGGGUCAUGGUGCAAGCAUCAUGGACCUUGAUGUUUCUGCACCUUCAGAUGUAAUCGACACUAAAAUGACCGAAGCAUGGGGCUUGCAUCCUGGUGGUAUUGAUGUGGUAGUCAAUAACGCUGGCUACAUCUUGAGCGGCGCGAUUGAGGAACUCACCCAACAAGACAUGGAAGACAUCUUCAGGACCAAUUUCCAUGGCCCUCUCAAUAUCACACGGGCUUUGCUUCCCAGGAUCCGCGCCAAAGGAAAAGGUGCCGUUGAAUGUCUGGCUCAAGAGUUGGCAAUAUUUGCGCCAGGUGUCAAGGUAUUGAUAAUCGAGCCCGGAUAUUUCCGUACACGAGCCUUUGGAAAUAUCAACCACGUCCCCCCACGCGUGGAAUGUUAUUCCGAGUUCAAUGCGGCCGUGCGCAAGGUUGAAGCUGGGAUAGUUGGCAACGAACCUGGCAACGCAGACAAAGCAGUUGAGAUCAUGAUAGAUCUGGUGAGGGGUACCGGUGUUGCAGCGGGAAAACAGGUACCCCUGCGCAUACCCCUCGGAAGUGACGGAUGGGCGAGGGUAAAGGCUAAGUGCGAGAACACGAUCAAGAUCUGUGAUGAGUGGGAGAAUGUGGCCAAAAGCACUGAUAUCGAGCAAGCAGAACAUUUUUCCUAG